Messenger RNA from Ambispora leptoticha, 636 nucleotides. The record is from the annotation of a GenBank genome assembly. Lineage: Eukaryota; Fungi; Glomeromycota; Glomeromycetes; Archaeosporales; Ambisporaceae.
UGGUGGAGAAAAUAAUGGAUUAAUUUUUGUUUUUGGUGGCUACCUUUAUGGAUCUGAUAAUAUUUCUGCUCACCAAUAUGAUAUAAGUGAAAAAGUAUGGACUGAUAUCAAAUCUGGGCCAAUUAAUCGAUUUGGUAUUUCAUGUGCUAAAAUUAACAAUAACUUGAUUGCUAUUUUUGGAGGUUCUGCUAUAAAUAGUAGCAAUAUUUUAUUUAAUGAUCUUUGGACAUUCGAUAUAUCAACAUUAUCAUGGAAUUUAAUAAAUGCGAAAAAUCCACCUUCACCUAGGAUGGGUUAUUGUGCAGUAACUUUGCCUGAUCAAAGCAUAUUAUACAUUGGUGGACAGACAUCUGAUCCAUUUGCUCCAAUGGAUAAAUUACCAUUAUAUAAUACAAAAUCUGAUACAUGGAUAAAUAUGGCUGUAUCCGGUCCAACACCUCCCGGCCGUAGAGAUUUCUCGGCGGUAUUAACCCACGAUAACCGUGUUAUAAUUUAUGGCGGUAUAAUGGAUAAAUCAUAUGUUAGUGGGGAUGCGUGGACAUUAUAUAUUGAAAAUUCUCAAUGGUCAUGGACAAAAGCAAAUAUUACAAAUUUAUCUGAGGACUUUGAAAUUUACAGUUAUAGACAUACUGCAGC